UGGUUCACUGUGAAUGGGAGGAGAGAGAUCACAGACUCCAUCACAGCUCCAUCUAACACAGCAUCCGUCCACAUCUCCUCAACCCAGAACCAGGAACCUUCAAGACCAGGACAUGGACAAGGACAAGGACAAGGACAAGUCUCCCUGCGCCUCCGAGACGCUGGUGCUGGAGUUUAAGGAGGACAAAGCUCUGACGGAGUUGAUGCGUCACCGCGUCUCAUCUUUGCAGAAGUCUGGACAGAAGCGUCAGGACGGGGAGCGUCUCCUCCUCCCCCACGAGGCCGUCUACCGCCUGGACUUCUCCGUCCAGGAGCUCGUCUUCUCCCGCUGGAACUUCUCCCUGUCGGGCCACGGCCGCGUCACCAUCACCGGCAUCUCCCAGAACUGGACGCCCGACCUCACCAACCUGAUGACGCGCCAGCUCCUGGAGCCCGUCGGCACCUUCUGGCGCAACAGCGACGACCCCGAGGACUCCGCCCUCAAGUGGCUGGAGGCCGACAUGCAGGAGUUCGGGGAGAGGAUCGCGGAGCUGGCCAAGGUCAGGAAGGUCAUGUACUUCCUGCUCGCCGUCAAGGACGGAGCCGAGGUGGAAAACGUCAGCUGCUCCGUGGAGUUCACGCCAGAGAAAUGACCUUUGACCCCCCCCCAUACACAAACACCCACCCCCCCCAGCUCCAUGAAGAAACACGUAGCUCAAUAACAUCCUCA
Messenger RNA from Mugil cephalus (flathead mullet), 708 nucleotides. RefSeq names its product olfactory marker protein a (gene ompa). Gene Ontology annotation, biological process: sensory perception of smell; signal transduction. The transcript has 2 exons. Bases 14 to 631 code for a protein of 205 amino acids. Lineage: Eukaryota; Metazoa; Chordata; Actinopteri; Mugiliformes; Mugilidae. The record is from RefSeq and is a predicted model, not a curated record.